Messenger RNA from Zea mays, 2433 nucleotides. RefSeq lists its product as uncharacterized. Bases 788 to 2080 code for a protein of 430 amino acids. NCBI's taxonomy places the organism in Eukaryota, Viridiplantae, Streptophyta, Magnoliopsida, Poales, Poaceae. The record is from RefSeq and is marked validated. The transcript is spliced from 5 exons.
CGCUUGCGCAGCGCGGCAGCACUCCAUUGCAUAGCAUGGGCAGCACUUCCACACCACACCACACCUCGGCUGGGCCUGGGACGGGGGUUGGGCAGGGAGCCCCCCUCCUUCCCUUUUUUUCCCCCUCCCUCAAAAAAGCACACCCACACACUCUUCUUCGUUCCUUGACCGAGUAAAUCCUCUCUCCUCCUCCCGACUCUCAAUUGCUUCAAGGCUUCAUGCUUCAUGCUUUGUCGGCCCCGGCCCGCCCCCCUAUGGCUCAGCCAACUGCUGGAGUGGUAGUGGUUGCUUCCUCUCUCUUCUCACGUCACCAUGAUCGAUAAGCCUAGCUAGAAUAUAGGUGGCUGGCAGUGGCAGUGGCAGCGCUAUCCUAUAUAGUGCCCCCCGGCCGGUGUGAUCGCCUCGGGAGCUAGCCUUGGAAGAAGAAGCAGAGAGCAGAGACGCCGUUGCGUAGAGGGAGGAGGAGUGCUUCUUCGUUCGUCGUUGCCCAAAGCAGCAGCAGUCACUUGGAAUUGGACCAGAGCGGCGCCGAGCGCUGCCGGCCGGCCGGCCGACCUCUGUUUGUAGCGGCGGCAGCACCAGCUCUCAACUGCUCAAGCAAACCAAUUAAAGCAGCCAGCAGUCUGUCACACUCACACACACAGGCGGAACCGAACCGGCCAAUGUAUUCUUCGUCGCCGGCCUGGGAGAAGCGCGUGAGCAGCCAAGAGCAGGAGCCACUCUUUUGCAAUUGCAGCUGCGGCAGGAGGUUUCACAGGCCGGCGGUCAUCUGCAGGACGCCGCACUGAUGGCGACGGCGGUCUCCUGUCCCUACUCCUCGUCUCGCGCCGGCGCCCCUGCACUGCUGCUCGUCGCGCUUCUUCUUGCCGCCGCCAGCUGGACGACCACCGCCGCGGCGAAGAACGACACGCAGAGGUUCCGGCCCGGCGACGAGCUCCGGCGGUACCGGAGGGUGCAGGCGCUGCUCAAGAGGCUCAACAAGCCGGCGCUGCGGAGCAUCCAGAGCCCCGACGGCGACCUCAUCGACUGCGUGCCGGCGCACCUGCAGCCGGCCUUCGACCACCCGAGGCUGCGAGGCCAGAGGCCACUGGUGGCGGGCCCGCCGCCGGCGAGGCCCAAGGGGAAUCGCCUCCGCGACCCGAUAAGGAAUGACACCGCGGAGGCCGCCGGCGUCCAGCAGCUGUGGGCGGCGUCCGGGGAGUCGUGCCCGGAGGGGUCCGUGCCCAUCAGGCGUGUCACGGAGUCGGACGUGCUCCGCGCCAGCUCCGUCAGGCGGUUCGGGAGGGCGCCCGCGGGCAGGGUGCGGCGCGACUCCGUCUCCGGCGGCCACGAGCACGCGGUGGGGUACGUGGCCGGCGACGAGUACUACGGCGCGAAGGCGAGCAUCAACGUGUGGGCGCCGCAGGUGAGCACGGCGUCGGAGUUCAGCCUGUCGCAGAUCUGGGUCAUCGCCGGCUCCUUCGGCAACGACCUCAACACCAUCGAGGCCGGCUGGCAGGUCAGCCCGGAGCUGUACGGGGACAACGCGCCGAGGUUCUUCACCUACUGGACGACGGACGCUUACCAGACCACCGGAUGCUACAACCUCCUCUGCUCCGGCUUCAUCCAGACCAACAGCCGCAUCGCCAUGGGCGCCGCCAUCUCGCCCACCUCCGCCUACAACGCCGGCCAGUUCGACAUCAGCCUGCUCGUCUGGAAGGACCCGAACCACGGCAACUGGUGGCUGGAGUUCGGCUCCGGCGAGCUGGUGGGGUACUGGCCGUCGCUGCUGUUCAGCCACCUGGCGUCGCACGCGAGCAUGGUGCAGUUCGGCGGCGAGGUGGUGAACACGCGCGCGUCGGGGUCGCACACGGCCACGCAGAUGGGCAGCGGACACUUCGCCGGGGAAGGCUUCGGCCGGGCCUCCUACUUCCGGAACCUGGAGGUGGUGGACUGGGACAACAGCCUGGUGCCGCUCGCCGCCGGCUUCCACGUCACCGCCGACCACCCCAGCUGCUACGACAUCCAGGGCGGCGUCAACGCCGUCUGGGGGAACUACUUCUACUACGGCGGGCCGGGCAGGAACGUCAGGUGCACCUAGCUAGUAGCAGCUAUAGCUCUUCGUCAUCUCGUCUCGGCCCGUUAACCUGAUGUGAUGAUGCCGCUAGCUAGGAUUUUCUCUUCUUCCAUAUAUUGCCCACAAAAAGGUUAAUUAAUUUCUCAAAUGCGAGAGUCACGGAUCAUGUAGUUUUCUUUUCUUUUUGAUUUCCUAUUUUCUUGGUGGUCUCUGAACGAAACAAAAGGGUGAAGGGUUAAGCUCAGUUCAAACGUAGUCCAGUUCAUCAGGUCGUAGCGACGAUGAUGGUCGUCGAGUUGUAACGUACGUAAAAGCCCCCUGAACAAUAUGUAGCCACAAGGCACAAUCUAGCAGUAUAUACACGCAUUGUUUUACUC